UUUUAGCUUAUGGUAAUUUAGAAAGAAGGCUGUCAACUAUGCUCAAUCACUUGGUCAAUCUCGAAUUUUACGAGUUCGAUUUUAAUGAUGAAGAUCAAAUUUGCUCCCUUCUAUGCAUCCUUAGAAGUUCUCCCAACUUGAAGUUGCUUAACCUUCUGUUGAGUCGGAUAAAGAAAGAUUCCAGGAAAGUAGAUGUAACUCAGUUGAAAGUACAAGGCUGCAGGAUUGAUGAACUCAAUAACCUUCGAGCUCUGAAAAUACAUAGAUUCCAUGGUUCAAGAGUGGAAUUGUUAUUUGUAAGGUUAGUGCUGGCAUCUGCGCCUAUUCUCGAGAAGAUGAUCAUUAACGUAGAUGAAGAAGUUAGUGAAAGACAGGCAACUAAGAUUUCUAAGAUUAUUGGCGUCUGCACCUAUUCUCAAGCGGCUCUUACACAAGUAAUAUGCCAAAGGCAUCAGCGUUGAAGCAGCUUUAUUUUUUCUAUAAAUAGAGAAUCAAAACAAUUUAUUUACUUUGUAGUCUUUAUUUUAUACAUUUCUCUACUUUAUUUACUUUGUAGUCUUUAUUUUUAUA
Molecule: messenger RNA, 570 nt
Organism: Nicotiana attenuata
Lineage: Eukaryota; Viridiplantae; Streptophyta; Magnoliopsida; Solanales; Solanaceae
Product: F-box/FBD/LRR-repeat protein At1g13570-like
Exons: 2
Coding region: 39-461 (140 amino acids)
Source: RefSeq, a predicted model, not a curated record